Molecule: messenger RNA, 423 nt
Organism: Entamoeba invadens IP1
Lineage: Eukaryota; Evosea; Mastigamoebida; Endamoebidae
Exons: 1
Coding region: 1-423 (140 amino acids)
Source: RefSeq, a predicted model, not a curated record
AUGAUUGCGGCGAAACAAACUCAAAAAACGGGAGAUUGCAACACAAAUCGGACGUCAAAAAGAAACGAAAGGAAACAACAGAAUUGGGCAGUCACUCAAAAAAAAUCCAUGCAAAUAAAAAAGAAAAAAACUUUGAAGACAAACAGUGUUAAAAUGUCAAGCCACGCUAAAAGCGUCCAAGAGGUAGAACUGCACGCUCCAAAGGCCCAACGCGCAGUCCCACGCUCUGUGGACAAUAUUAAAUCAUAUUCCCCACACCAUCCCAUCGACCCCAAAGCAGUCAAAGUCACAACUGUUGUUGAAGUCGAAGACGAACGAUCAAAGAACGAAAAGAGGGCUGAAUAUAGAGAGCAGAAACAUCAAAAACAAAAGGGGAAAAACCCAAAAAGAAUUGAAAAACGAGUAGAAAAAUUCGACGAUUGA